AUGAGCGCGAGCGGCCCGGCGGCUCCCGGGGACGGCCCGGCGCUGCCGCCGCCUCCCGGGCCCGGCCCGGGGCCCGCACCGCCCACUCCCGCCGCUGCCACCGCCCGGGACGCCAUGGACGGGCGCGCCGAGCUGCCCGCCUUUCCCCGGGCCGGACCCCCGCCGCUCGCCGCCAGCGACACGGUGCCCGCGGCGCCCGAAGGGCCCGGGGCGGUUCGCCCUGGCCCGCCACCGCGCCCCACCUCCUUCUCGGUGCUGGACAUUCUGGACCCCCACAAGUUUAACAGCAGAAGACGCCGCUGUGUGCUUCUGGGCCCGGUGGCGCCCUCCGCAUGCGCCCCGUGCGCCUCGGCCCCGUGCGCUCCGGCCCCAUGCGCCCCGGUCCCUGCCGCUCCGGGACGCCCGCCGCGCGCGGAGGAGCUGGAGCGCCGCGCCCUCGCCGCCGCCGGAGGAGCUGGAGCCGCCACCGGAGCUGAGCCGCCGCACGCCGGCGACCCCUGCAAGGCGGACGAGGCCGAGGCCAGCGGCUACAGCAGCGGCGGCGGCGGCCGCAGCCCGAGCGCGGACAGCGGGGACGAGGCGCCCGACGACGACGACGACGACGACGAGGCGCCCGACGCGGAGACUGCGCGCGGCGCAGAGGAGGCGCGGGGAGGCGGCGGCGGCCUCGCGGCCCGCGGGUCGGGCUGCCCGGGCGCGGCCGAGACGGAGGCGCCCCCCGGCGCGGUGGACGAGGCUGCAGCGCCCGGCCCCCGCGGGAACUCGCCCGGAGCCCCUGUCCCGCCUGGGGCCUCGGCGGCAGCGCCAGGGAGCGCGGGCACGACCCCGCAGGGCGCGGCCGCGGCGACGAAGCCAAAGCGGAAGCGCACGGGCUCGGACUCCAAGUCCGGGAAGCCGCGGCGCGCGCGCACCGCCUUCACCUACGAGCAGCUCGUGGCUCUGGAGAACAAGUUCAAGGCGACGCGCUACCUGUCGGUGUGCGAGCGCCUCAACCUGGCGCUGUCGCUAAGCCUCACCGAGACGCAGGUGAAGAUCUGGUUCCAGAACCGCCGCACCAAGUGGAAGAAGCAGAACCCUGGCGCCGACACGAGCGCGCCAACCGGCGGCGGCGGGGCGGCAGGGCCGGGCGCGGGGCCCGGAGCGGGGCUUCCCGGCGGCCUCAGCCCGCUCAGCCCGUCGCCGCCCAUGGGCGCGCCGCUCGCCAUGCAUGGCCCCGCCGGGUACCCGGCGCACGGCCCCGGCGGCCUGGUGUGCGCCGCGCAGCUGCCCUUCCUGUCGAGCCCGGCGGUGCUGUCGCCCUUCGUGCUGGGCUCGCAGACCUACGGCGCGCCUGCCUUCUACGCGCCGCACCUCUGA
Molecule: messenger RNA, 1356 nt
Organism: Mustela lutreola (European mink)
Lineage: Eukaryota; Metazoa; Chordata; Mammalia; Carnivora; Mustelidae
Gene: NKX1-1
Product: NK1 homeobox 1
Exons: 2
Coding region: 1-1356 (451 amino acids)
Biological process (GO): regulation of transcription by RNA polymerase II; cell differentiation
Cellular component (GO): nucleus
Molecular function (GO): RNA polymerase II cis-regulatory region sequence-specific DNA binding; DNA-binding transcription factor activity, RNA polymerase II-specific
Source: RefSeq, a predicted model, not a curated record